GAACCCGGAACUAGCCAGCUUGUUGUGAGUUGUCGCGGUGGCUGCUUUACCUUUGCUUGUUCCAUUUUCCUCCUGGCUUUAGAUGGCGGGCUCUGUGGGCCCGGGCCGGACCGGACCGGGACUCUGGUCGUCGGUGCUGCUCCUGAUGAUGCUAACGGGGCUAAGGGGGCCGGCCAGUGCCGUGUCUGAACCCGGGAAGUGGAUCCUGGACGUCAACAGUGAAACUCUGAAGAAGCCGACCCUCUUCUUCUUCACUAAAACUCUCUUCAACAGCAGCUACAUCCACCUCAAAUUGUUGUCAGAGACCUGCAACGACCCCUCUCCUGUUCAGCUAAACGUGUCGUGGUAUCUGAGGAACUCACACUGCUACGAUGAAGUCCUCGGCCUGGAUACAAAGCGUGCGCAGAAUUACUUCAAUUCGACAAAGGUGAUACCAGGAGGAGGAAACGGAUACUACAUGUUUCACCAGUAUCCUCCAAUCAGCUGCAAGCAAAACAUGAAGCCUAACACGUUCGGCCUGGAUGCGCUGCCGGUGAAAACGCGUCUGACAGAACUGCCGCAGGAACCAGCCGCUCCAGUGAAGAAGGAAGAAGCUUCAGCAGAAACAGGAAAAGCUGCAGCUCCUUCUAAAAAGGUGACCACAGAGAAGACUCCGGGUGGGUUGAGGAGGAGAGAGGUGGCUCCACCCCAACCAAAGGCCGCUCCAGUGAAGAAGGAAGAAGCUUCAGCAGAAACAGGAAAAGCUGCAGCUCCUUCUAAAAAGGUUGCUGCUCCGUCUCACUUGGAUGUGGUGGCUGAGAGCUGGGAGGACGGCCCGUACAUGUUCAUCCUGAGCAUCGCAGAAAUCAAAGACCCAAAGAGUCGAGCCCCCAACCCCGCCAGCUCUGCUAACAAUGCUAAUCCACCUGCAUCCUGGAGUCUACAGUUUCAGAUCAGCAUGACGGGUCCUCAUGAGUACAUAUCGGCCUCUGAAUGGCCUCUGAUGCUGUUCUACAUGGUGAUGUGCAUCGUGUAUGUGCUGCUGGCCGUGCUGUGGUUGGUUCUGUCGGCAUGUUACUGGAGGGAUCUGCUCAGGAUCCAGUUCUGGAUCGGAGGAGUCAUCUUCCUGGGCAUGUUGGAGAAAGCGGUGUACUACGCCGAGUUUCAGAGCAUCAGAUACGACGGCCUGUCAGUUCACGGCGCGGUGGUGUUCGCUGAGGUCCUCUCUGCUGUGAAGAGGACGCUGGCCAGAGUGUUGGUGAUCAUCGCCAGUCUGGGAUACGGCAUUGUUAAGCCCAGACUCGGCGCUUUGCUCCACCGAGUUGUCGGAGUCGGUCUGCUCUACUUGAUCUUCUCCAUCGUGGAGGGGAUCCUACGAGUCAACGCUGAUGGCGGUGACACCACCAGCAUUAGACUUACUGACAUUGUCCUGGCCUUCACUGACUCCCUUAUUUUCUGGUGGAUCUUUGUGAGUCUGGCUCAGACGAUGAAGCUGCUGAGGCUGAGGAGGAAUGUGGUGAAGCUCUCUCUCUACAGACACUUCACCAACACGUUAAUCUUCGCUGUCAUCGCAUCGGUCAUCUUCAUCAUUUGGACCACCAAGACCUUCAAGAUGUCCAAGUGUCAGUCUGACUGGAGGGAGCUGUGGAUAGACGAUGCCUUCUGGCGCUUCUUGUUUUCCAUCAUCCUAUUGGUCAUUAUGUUCCUAUGGCGACCGUCAGCCAAUAACCAGAGGUAUGCUUUCAGCCCUCUGUUGGAUGAAGAGAGCGAGGAAGAGGAGAAGGAGCCCAUGAUGAACGAGGCCUUUGAGGGGAUGAAAAUGAGGGGGAUGAAAAAUGAGACCAACGGGACGGCCAAAGCCAACAAAGUGGAUGAGGAUCUGAAGUGGGUUGAAGAGAACAUCCCGUCAUCUAUGGCAGAUGUAGCUUUACCCCCUCUGCUGGACUCAGAUGAGGAAACCAUGACGACUAAAUUUGAGAUGUCCAAGAUGGAGUGAAGAAGAAGAGGAAUGAGUGAUUAGAAGAAAGAUGAAGCAGUAUGACUGACAGAUAAAUAACACAGAUGUAUAUUUGUGGAUUUCUAAAGAAGAAGAACUGAUUGAUUGCACUUGUUUGGACGGACUGAUGGAUGAAAGAACCCAGGUGGAGGUGAGACGGAGGCGUAGGUGUGUGAUUAAAUCCCUGAAGUUAUGAGCUUUGUAAGCCUUGAUUGUACAUACACUGGGAGUCGAAUCGAUCACAGCGCCACACAGAUCCUUUUAUUUUUCUUUUUAUUGCCUGUUUGUAUUUAUAUUUCUAUAUAUACAGUAUAUUUUGACAGAUUUGAUGUUAAUGAGGUUCUCUGCUAUGAAGCGGCUCUUUUUGCCUUUUCUCUGUUUACAUGUUGAAUUGUGAUUUUCAGAUCGUCUCGUCAGACGUUUGCGUUUUCACUGUUGCACUAACAAAAGCGCUCGUUGUCACAGCUGUUUUGUUUUUACUUCCACCUGUCGAGCAACUUCCUUUGGAUCCUUUUAAAAAGUAAAAGUGGAGGCUAAAAUAAGAAACCAUUGUUGCAAAUGGAAGAAAUAUUUACUUUUCAUUCUUCGCUGUUGUUUUGUGUCCGUCUGAAACGUGUUGCUGAAAGUUUUGGCCACAAAGAAUGACAGACUGGCUGAUCAUCACAUUUUCUGGCAGGCGUACACGCGUCUACUUCUGGAGAAUCUUUGUGAGCUAAUUGGCUUUAAAGAAAACCCCCAAAUAAAAGCAUUUGCAUCACUGUGGAUGUUAAUGUGCUUUCUGAAGAGGUGUGGUCCCUCAGGGGUUAAAAAGGUAGAGGAAAUGUUACUGUCACACAUUAGUGUGUUUACAUGCACAGUGUAGUGGAGCUAAGGUUAUACCUGGAUUAGGAAAUUUAACUGGACUGCUGCUGUUCUCCCUGUGUGCAAACACAGGAGGAAAAAUAUUUCACUGAUGGAAGCACAUCCCACUCUGCUCUGCCAGCUUCACAAACAGCUGACUGGGUUUAAGUCACUCUUUUCAUGGCCUAAGCUGUCCUGUAGAAACAAAUACAGGAAGUUUUGUGCCUCUAGCUCAGCUCAUGGUGAUUUCUAAAGGCAGAAGACACAGAGACUUCUACGAAGCUCCACAUGUAUGAUAUUUGACCUCCGUGUCAGAGCCCAGCAUGGACGCUGUGGAGCAUGUGCAGAGUGCCUGGUCCAGUUUGGGUCUGAUUAAAGGCGUGUACAUGAAAGUCUAAUCAUUCUCCAGCACUUCUCACUUUAAUGUAAGAAUUCCAACUUCAAUCCUAUAAUUUAGACAUUAAUCUUGGAGUUCCGACUUUCAUCUCAGAAUUCCUAAUUUUUUUCCUAUAAUGCUGACUUUGAUCUCAGAAUUCUGACUUUUUUUCAGGUUUCUAUUUUUUUUUUUUUUUUGGAAUUGAAAAAAAAAAAAAAAAAAGUUCUUUUAGUUGGCCCUGAUCUCCUUCCAUAUAUUUGCACACUAUUUAGUUACCCACGCCGAUUAAAUCGACAGGGGUUAUGUGAAGGGUUCCCUGUCUUUGUUUGUUUGUUUGUGUACAAGAUAACUCAAGAACGGAAAGUCAGAUCUUCACCAAACUUUCAGGGAAUAUUGGGAUAGUGACAGGGAAGAAUCAGUUAGAUUUUGGUGAUGAUCCAUACACCUGUUUGGUUUUUCUCGGACUUUGAAUUUUGAACACCAUAGUAAUCAAUGGGAGCGUGAGUUCCUCGGGGGGGCUGCUUAGGCGUGGGCCUGCCGCCUCAGACAGCUAUUCUAGUUGUCCAUGUUUUCCAGCCAGAAUGAGAAUUCCUCUAACAUCAGGAAAAGGUCCAUCUAAAUCUGGAAGAAGCCUAGUCUCUGCAGAAUUUAAUAGCAUAAUUAAAUCCAAACCAAAGUUAUAAUCAGACAGAGCUCCUGGAGCUUUAAUCUCGGGGUUAAAGGCGGUGAACGACGUUGUUUGAGUUUUUUGUUCAUGGACAGAGACUCCAUGUGAGGUGGUAUGAAGUCACAUCAGACCCCCCCCACGUCUGAAAGAAUCCCUAAACGUGGCCGACUUCAAGACAAAGACAGAAAAUACUCCUCAGCCUUUUCUCUGCUAGAUCACACAUCACCACUCUGCAUUAGAAAUCAUUUCUCCAUGCUGUGACAGCAGCCAUUACUGCUCUCAGUGGCCCAUACUGCCUGCAGCAGCCAUGAGUGUAUAGGUGUGUAUUUAUAUGAGCAUAUUCACAACAAUGCAUGUGUGUUUGGGCCGUUUAAUGUUGACUGUUCUGAAUGGAGUAAACGUUCUUUACAUCAUGCUCUACAGCCGCGGGGGAAAAUCCUGUCGGCUCUGCUCGCUGUUAUCUGCAACAUCACAUGCAAUGUUUUCUGCUCCUGCCAGGCAAUUAUGGUUGGCCUGAUUAUUAUUUUCUCAUUAAUUGUUAUCUUUAACUCUGAUUAUCUGCAGACUCUAUUUGAUUCAGUGUUUAUAAAACAUAAUGGACUGCAGCUGCAUCAGAAUAAGAGUACGGGUCCAGAUUAGGAUUACUCCUGAUGUGUCUGACAGCUAGGACUGACGUCUCUUUAGUUGGAGCCACUAUACAUUACGCUGACUACACCAUCUUAGUUACGAUGGUCACUGUAUCAGAUUAGACGACCACCCUGUGCCAUGAAUUCACCCACAGACGGGACGGUCUACAUGGAGGUUUCCGACCAAUCCUCUUAGACUGGAAUGAGGCUGAAGCUCAACAUAAACCGAACAUUACAGCAAACAUGAUUCUGGGUCCGUGUCCACAGCAGGGGUACGCCAUCAGACCAUUUUAGAUCAUGAAGAAACUGAAAGUAUCAACAACCUGCCAAAGCUGAGGAGUUGGGGAAUCCUGUUCUAGUUGUACAGAUCUAUAGUCCUCUCUCUCUGCUCCCAGACCACGAGGAUGCAUGUCAAAAACCGAAACUUUACAGUUGGUCAUUGAAAGGAAGAUGCAGAAGUUUAAAAACAGGGAUCUGGCAGCAGACAGGAAUUAAAAGCCUCCUUCUAAAAUCUGAACGAGCGGAGUCAAACAACACUUAUGUAUGAUCCGUUUCCACAAAGCAGUCUGGUUUGGUUCAGUCCAGUUCUGUCCUGGUUUAGCAUUAAUAUGGGAAAUCCAUCUCUGUUUAGAGAUCCAGAUCUCAGUAGAGCUGGUUGCCCUUAUUUGGUCCCAGUUUGUUUUGUAAAUGUGGAUUAAAUAAGGACAAAGAAUGGAGGAAAGGAAACUGGCACUCAAACAGGAGCUGGCUAUAGUGGCUCACAUAGGCAUGUAUGACACAUCAUCACUCAGUCUCUUACUCCACAAGGUUUAUUUGGUUGAUAGUCCAUAACUGUUUAAUUUCAAGCAUGUUUGUGACUAAAAAUGGAUUAUUUAUAUGUUAAAGUGGCUCAGCUAGCCUCUAAGCUCAGUCCUAGACUCCUCUUGACUCUGGUCUCCCUUCAUAUGGCUGGGUGAUGCUAGGAGGUCUGCAGGACUAAGACUUUGUGAUAUGGAUUGCCUCCACGCCUGGUUUAACUGGUUAAAAAAAUUCCAAAUGGCUGUCCCCCACUUCCUGACCCCGAGCAGACAUUCAAGAUCACAUGAUCACAAACACCUUAUAUGGAACGGCUUUGUUUUUCUGAGCUGUCAGGGUGCAGAAACAGUUUUUGCCCAAUCUGCACAAAGUUUGCAGACUGGAUGAUCUCAAGAUCCUAACUGAGCUGCACAGGCCAUUAAUGUAAGACUUCUACAUUAGGCAGCUUGUGUUCCAGUACCUGGUGAAAAGACAGCACAGUAUUUAGACCAGUGAUACUCAAUGCAUGGCUCUUUGGUGAUGGUUUGUGGCUCCUUCAUGUCUCAAUUUGAAACAUAAUUCCCACAGAAAAUCUUAGAAAUAGGAAACUUUGACCUCAGAAAUUAUCCAUUGCAAGUCACAUUAAUCAGUUUAGUUCACACACUUAUACAGUUGGCUUUAACUACCAACCUUUAUUUCUUAGUCUGUAUAUUUCCAUUGCCCUUAUUUGCAAUUUUAGCCAAUUUCUUCUCCAAUUUUUUACCACUUAUAAGCCGUUUUCACUGCUUUAAGUCUGCUUUUGCCACUCCUUUUGCCACUUUUUCACCAG
Molecule: messenger RNA, 6087 nt
Organism: Cheilinus undulatus (humphead wrasse)
Lineage: Eukaryota; Metazoa; Chordata; Actinopteri; Labriformes; Labridae
Gene: tmem87a
Exons: 22
Coding region: 83-1975 (630 amino acids)
Biological process (GO): retrograde transport, endosome to Golgi
Cellular component (GO): Golgi apparatus; membrane
Source: RefSeq, a predicted model, not a curated record